AUAUGAGGGAAGAUUGAAGCUCCUUGCUUGGGUUCGAGUAUUUGAACACGCCAAACCCGGGGGCUUCAGGUUGGUGCGGUCCAUGUCGGGCAUUUGAAACUUCGGGGGUAGCCCAGCAUUGGGGAACACAACCAUUAUGGAUACGCCAUUGGCAGUUGUACUCUUAAAGGUCUUAUUAAUGCUUUUAUGAAUGAAUCUAUUACCAAGUUUCUUAUUAUAUUAUAUUCACCAAAAGCCUCUAUUAAAAUGAUAGUUCUUACAAACAAAUCUAGAGAAACAAAAUAUUCACAAAGUAAAAAAAUAGAAGAAUGACAACUCCCCAACAUUUACACAUUGCGUUAUUCCCCUUCAUGUCCAAAGGCCACACCAUUCCUCUUCUACACUUAACCAAACUCAUACACAACCAUCGACCCAAAGCCACCUUCACCAUCUUCACCACCCCGGCUAACGAGCCCUUUAUCUCGGCCUCGCUUUCGACACUCUCUCCUAACACCGUCACCAUUAUUUCCCUUCCCUUCUCAUCCACCAACGAUGACAUUCCCACGGGAGUCGAAAGCACUGAUCGACUCCCGUCUAUGUCCCUCUUUCACUCAUUUGCUUUCGCAACUGAAACGCUGCAACCUCACUUUGAUAGCGCCCUCGAAAAUAUACAAAAACAAGACAACCCCAUUAGUUUCUUCAUUUCUGAUGGUUUUCUCUACUGGACUCAACCAUCAGCAGCUAAGUUUAAUAUCCGUAGAUUAGUCAUCUUCGGUAUGAACAUGUAUGUUUCUGCUCUUUCAAGGUCAGUGUUGGUUAACAAUGUAUUUUCGGGGCUCGAGUCCAAGGAUGAGUUAAUCCAAGUACCAGAGUUUCCUUUGAUUAAGCUACGAAAAGAUGAUUUUGAUAGCUCUUUUAAUGAGUUUGAUACUCAAGAUCCAAAGUUCGAUUUUAACAUCAAGUUUCGUAAUUCCAUUAUAAUGAGCUGUGGUGUUAUUAUGAAUAGUUUUAGUGAACUUGAGCAACCGUUUGUGGAAUAUAUGAACUCAAUCUCAGAUGAGCCUAAAUCUUGGUGUGUUGGCCCGCUUUGUUUGGCUGAGAAGCAAACAACGUUAGAAAGUCCGGAGAAGCCUGAAUGGAACAAAUGGUUGGAUAAAAAGUUGGAUGAAGGAAAGCCUGUCAUGUACAUUGCGUUCGGGUCACAAGGUGAGAUAAGUAAUGAGCAACUGAAGGAGAUUUUAACCGGGCUCGAAAAAUCGGAAGCAUGUUUUCUAUGGGCUUUAAGGAUAAAACCUAACCAAGAAGAAGUUAUGGAAGGGUUUGAGGAGAGAAUGACGGAAAGAGGGUUGGUUGUAAGAGGAUGGGUUGAGCAAAGGGAAGUACUUGAACAUAGGAAUGUCCAAGGGUUUCUGAGUCAUUGUGGGUGGAACUCGGUGAUAGAGAGCAUUUGUGCGGGUGUACCGAUCUUGGCUUGGCCUAUGAUGGCGGAACAACAUUUGAACGCGAAGAUGGUGGCCGAGGAGAUCGAGGUGGGAGUGAGAGUUGAGACCAUUGAUGGGUCACCAAGAGGGUUUGUUAAGUGGGAUGGUUUGAGUAAAAUGGUCAAAGAGUUGAUGGAAGGUGAGAUGGGAAAGAAGGUAAGGCAGAAGGUAAAGGAGUUAAGUGAGGUUGCUAGAAAAUCGGUUGAAGAGGGAGGAUCAUCUUGGUGUAAUAUGGAAUUGUUAUUGAACGAGUUAGAGAUGGAGCAAGUCAAAAUUUAGUGCCCUAAUCCAAGUCAUUUAAGUUGUUUCGGGGCCUUUGGUUUGCAAAGAGAAAAUGAUUGGGAUCUAAGUGAAAAGGAAAGAAAAAAUAGUCUUAAUUAUUGUUGUUGUUUGGGUAGAUACAAGAAGUGAAGAAGGGGCAAUUAUAGUUGCCAUUGUGGAAAAAAAAAAAA
Chenopodium quinoa (quinoa) is the source of this 1912-nucleotide messenger RNA. Its product is annotated as UDP-glycosyltransferase 90A1-like. The coding region runs from base 309 to 1739 and encodes 476 amino acids. The record is from RefSeq and is a predicted model, not a curated record. NCBI's taxonomy places the organism in Eukaryota, Viridiplantae, Streptophyta, Magnoliopsida, Caryophyllales, Amaranthaceae. Gene Ontology annotation, molecular function: UDP-glycosyltransferase activity. The transcript has a single exon.